This is a messenger RNA of Pygoscelis adeliae (Adelie penguin), 4038 nucleotides long. RefSeq names its product ChaC, cation transport regulator homolog 2 (E. coli) (gene CHAC2). The annotation marks the transcript as partial. The transcript is spliced from 3 exons. Gene Ontology annotation, biological process: glutathione catabolic process. Lineage: Eukaryota; Metazoa; Chordata; Aves; Sphenisciformes; Spheniscidae. Gene Ontology annotation, molecular function: glutathione specific gamma-glutamylcyclotransferase activity; gamma-glutamylcyclotransferase activity. The record is from RefSeq and is a predicted model, not a curated record. Gene Ontology annotation, cellular component: cytoplasm.
CAACUGGUGCUUGCUGGCGCCAGUUGUUCCAGCCCUCUUUUGCGGAGUACCGAGCCUGGAAGAGUUGUGACUCUGGUUGAAGAUCCUGAGGGGUGUGUAUGGGGUGUUGCUUACAGAUUGCCACCUGGACAAGAAUGUGAAGUAAAGGCAUACCUGGACUUCAGAGAGAAAGGAGGCUACAGGACUACAACUGUCAUUUUCUACCCAAAAGACUUGUCAGUAAAACCGUUUGAUGUAUUGUUAUACAUUGGGACUUGUGACAACCCUAACUACCUUGGCCCAGCACCUCUAGAAGAAAUUGCUGAACAGAUUUUUAAUGCAGUUGGUCCUAGUGGAAGAAACACAGAAUACCUGUUUGAACUUGCUAAUUCUAUCAGAAGUCUCGUACCAGAAGAUGUAGAUGAGCAUCUCUUCUCCUUAGAGAAACUAGUAAAGGAACUCUUGGAAAAGCAUCCAAGCCUAAAUUGUCUGUAAAAUAACUUCGUACUUCUAAUGAUCUUGCUUCACCUUCACAGGAAUGGUUUCGUUGCACAAUGGGUAUAUGACUUGGAGGCAUGUUUCUCUGUACUAUGCUAUCUUAUUUAUUUUAAUAUUGCAUUCAAAAUAGUAGUUGGUCAUUAAAACAUACUGUUACAAAAAUCAUUCUUUCAGGAGUCUAUAGAAAGGGGAGCAGGGGAAGUGUUUUAGGUUUGAAUUUGGUAUAUUGGGUUUUUAUCCAAAGACUACAUCUUCAUGAAAAUCUCAAGAGAACCACUUAAGCUUCUCUUUGUUUGAAGAUUUAUUUUUUUUUAUUAUUUCAGGUUUAAAAUAAAUCUUUAGAAUGUUUUUAAGAUCAAAAUCUGCAUUCAGAUACAACUCCCAUUGAUUUAAGUGAUAGUUCUUUCCAAUUCAAGACCACAGGCGUGGAGCUCAGUGCAGCUAAAGUUAUAAAUGUUAAGUGGUUGUUGUAAAUUGCAUAGUAAAUGCGUAGUAGAACAUUUAUAUCAUCAACGUUCAACUUUGCUGAAAUUAAGUUAUUCCACUGAAUCAGUCAUCUUAUCCUUUAUAUAUUAGUUUGUCCUUAAACGCAGAGGAUAAACCGUUUCGUUGUCAAGGAAAUAAUUCUUUCCCUUGGCUCAUUAUGUCAAGCCCCUGAAAACCAAAGCACAGGGUACUUUGACACAAACAAGCCAUAACGUAUCAGUGCCUCAUUUCAUUUUUUAAGAGGAAUAUAAAGAAUAAAACCAAAAUGUUAAAAUUAACUAAGAGUAUGACUUGAAGUCACAAUGCAGCAGGAACGUUCAGAAACUCUCAUCUUUGUUAUUUGCCUUUAGAUGCCGUUGUAACCCCAUCUCUUAAAAAAUUCACCAAUCUCUGAGGAUAGAUUUUAAACUAGUAAUUUUCAACCACUGUUUCAGGGAUUCACGGACAAAAGGUAAUUAAGAAAGGAACCCUCUUUUCAGUGACCUUAUGUGUGUUGUAUGGACAUCCAAGCAAAGAGGUUGGAAAGCCACCACUUCAGGCUGGUAGACUUACUUUAUGCAAAACAUAAGCAAAUGCGGUUUCCGUCCCAACAAGGACUUGUCUUGCUUCUCAAAAAUUUAAGUUAUUUUUGUUAACUUUUAAAAAAGUAUAUUUUUGUAUGUUAAUACAGGAAAGGUCCUAUUUUGAACACCAUGUAACGUCACAUUUUCUCAUACAGAGAAUGUAUAAGUGUUUAGUAGUAGCUGGGAAGCCUAUAUUUUGUGUCAGUAAUUGCAAACCCCGUAUGUUUCUACUAUACAGGUUGUCCCUUUCUCUUCUUUACAUUUUCCUGUUUUAUAUUUGUAAUUGCUUGAAAAUAUCAGGGUUAUCAAAAUAACAAGCUGCUAUUAUUUUACUUGGCCACCUACAAAAGUCAGUAAGAACAUAAAUGAAUGUUAAUAGGAAACAUUUGAGAAAGGCAGCUAGAUGAGUAGAAAAUAGGAUAUUAGAAUUCAAACCUAAAUUUGAGAUAAUUAGACUACUUAAAAUAUUUAACCAGGAAAGCUGUAUUUUUUUACAUACCAGAUUAUAAUUUUACUGUGCCUCUGGCAUCUCUCAAGCAUUGAUUCAUUGAGGAAAAAAAGUGUAUUUAGUUUUUAGAAGCUACUGUUUACUAUUAAUAGUUGAAUGCCGCUAUUUUAAGAGUCCAUGAUGGGGUAUCACUUGAUGGACUACUCUAGCAAAUCCUCUGAUCAUAUUAGCAAAAUAAUCAGAUGUAUUGAGGCCCCAUUUUUCCAUUAGUACAUGAGUUACUUGCAAACUGAUGGACUAUCCUUCAAAGGCCUUGAUUCUCCACUGCACUGUGCUGGUUUAAGAUUGACAUAACUGAGUGGAAAAGCAACCCCAACUAAUUCAGCUGUACAGCGAGAGAGGAGUAUGAUCAGAACUUCCAGGUGUCUCUGCGUAGUGACAGUCAUUAAGAUGCCCGAAGCUGGAGCUGAGUGACUUCACACACCGAAGAGGGACAGUGAUAACCAUCACCCAGAUCAACGUUAAUGAACAUGCUCCAUUACGCAUGCACUUAUUCACCUUGACGUAAAGAGUAACUCUUGACUGUUACCGGAUACUUAACUGUUACUAAAAAUGUUAUGUAUGAUUUAUUUCAAGGAUGUUUAAGUGUUGAAAAGAAUAGUACCCUCAAAAAAACCCAACCAACAGCAGCACUUCCUUUCUUGUGCUUACUUCAGAUUUAAGCAAGCUGUAAGUAAAGUUAAAACAUGUAUAAUGGCAUGUCCACUCUAUGCAUUUUUUAAAAUUCUUUCCUCAAAGACUUAUCCUUGUUCCUUAAAACAGGGCAGGGGAUGCUUACGCUCACUAAUGAUCCAAAAACGUCAGUGAUGAUCCCCUCUCUAAAACUCGAAUUAUUUAAGCACUGUGUUGGGGCAUUGUGAUUAUGUAUGGCUCUACAUUUUGUAUCUUUAAUUAUAUUCAGGACAUUGUUGGUUCAUUUACUUUCCAGAUUCAUAAAACUUGCAAUAAUAUCUGUAAUGAUACAUUCCAGUUUGUGCAUACAACUUCAGUACAAUAAAAAUGCAUCACAUUUACCAAUGGUGUUGGAGAAAGAAGUUUCCAGAACUGUUAUGUUUAUUGAAAGUGUAUCCAUAUGAGGAUGGACAUCAAUGUGUGUCUUAAUUGCAUCUUGUUGUACAAUGCUGUUAGAUCUAAUGAUGAAAAACAAUGUACAAGAGCUAGCUACUAUUAUGCAGUCUUAAACUGUGUCGAAAUUAGGAAUUAAUUAAAGCACUGGAAAUACACGUUUGUUUUUGCUGUAUGGGAUUUGAGCCACGACUCUUCCUACAGCUUCAAUCACCAACAAAAGCCCAGUAUGCUUUCGGAUCUGUUACUCGCCACAAAAAAAUUAACAUACACUGUUUACAUGCCAUAUAUGCUUAAUUUCUUUUUCCUGCUGGUUAGAACUAAAUCUAAAUUUGUGACAAAUUGUAGAAAUUUUAGAUAUGGUUUCAUUAUACAACCACACACGCGAAGCUACCUCUAAUCUUGUUUCCAAACAGUGUUUGAGGAAACAAUAGUCAUAUCUGUGUUGUCAGAUUUUACUCCCUGGGAUCCACAGACUCAAAUCACCAAGCAGCCAGCGUGGACCUCUGUCCUUCCUUGCGUGAAGGAAGCAGCACGUAGUAGUAUGCAGCGAGGGUCUUCCCUGGUGUGACCGCACAGCAGAAUUUCUAAGGCCAUUUGUAGGAAAAGGAACUUGCCCAGCAUUUGGCCAAGACACACCCUCCCUAUGAUGCUGAAUUGAGCAGUACGUAAGCUGAUAGCGCUGUAAAUUAGUUUGGAAUCUCCCAAAUAAAAGUCCUUUAUUAAUUUAAGUUACAGGAAAAAAAUGUAAGGUUUGUACAAAGACUGCAAUAAGACAGUUUAAUUUGAUUGUGCUACAAUGUGAAUUAAAAUAAAAAAGCAGAUACCAAAAAGUAGCUUAUGUAAUAUCUGAUAUUCCUGCGUAUGAUCAGUUAACCGUUUGAUAGCAAGUCAUUAAAUAUGCAAUCAUCUUCUGUGAAUAUAUGAAUCUAUAACCUG